CUGAGGUGAUUUGAGUUGGAGGUGAAUGUUAAUAAAAGCUGUUCUUUUGGGUAUAACUUGUUCGCGUUUGUGUAUGACGAUGGAUUUGCCUGUUUAGGAUUCUGUGUAUCUCUGGAUGAAGAGUUUUCGAUGGUAUUUACUGUGUGAAUUCGUUGAUUUCUUUUUUACGGAAUGCAACGCCGAUAUUCGAUCUAUGUUGUGACGAUAGUCUUGCUGACAACUUUCAGCCCUGCUGUCGUGCAAGGCUUGGUGUCAUGUUCACCAAAUCCAUGCAAAAAUGGAGCUUCUUGUGUAUCUAACCGUCCAGGAGAGUCUGUCUGUAGCUGCCCAGCUAUGUAUGUAGGUAAGUAUUGCCAGCAUUUAAAUCCUUGCCACACUGGGCCUGGUCCUCGCUGUCAGAACGGUGGUACUUGUAACGUUGAGAUGAACACCACUAGUGGUCCCAUCUUUUCGUGUACGUGCCCUGUGGGCUAUUCGGCUUCUUUGUGUGAGAUUGCUGUCCCUAAUAGCUGUGAUAGCGACCCAUGUCAGAACGGAGGAACCUGUACGCUGAUUACACUGGAUGAUUAUAUUUGUACAUGUGCAGCAGGUUUCAGAGGUAAACACUGUGAAUCGGUUGAUCAUUGUGCUUCCCAGCCGUGUAGGAACAAUGCUCAGUGUAAAUCCCUGUGGGAUGACUACCGUUGCACGUGUGCUGAAGGAUUUACUGGACAAACAUGUACACAGGACAUCGAUGAGUGCCUCAAUGACCCAUGUAUUCACGGAAGCUGUAAGAACACUGUGGGAUACUAUAAGUGCACCUGCGACGUGGGUUACACUGGCCAGAACUGCGAAUCACAAUACAUCCCAUGUGACCCAAGUCCGUGUGAGAACGGUGGUUCAUGUGAAGCUGUAGAUAACCUCAAUUAUCGUUGUUCCUGUUCUCAAGGAUUCACGGGUACCAAUUGUGAUCACAAUAUUGACGAUUGUGUUGGUAAUUUGUGUCAGAACGGAGCUAAUUGUAUAGACGGAGUAAAUGAUUAUACCUGUCAGUGCCCACCUACCUAUACUGGUCCUUACUGCAGCCAAGAUGUAGACGAGUGUGCGUUAAGGCCUAGCGUUUGUAGAAAUGGUGCAACUUGCACCAACACCAUUGGCAGUUAUUCAUGUAUUUGCGUGAACGGUUGGACAGGUCCGGACUGCAGUGAAAACAUAGAUGACUGCGCAGGUGCUGCGUGUUUUAACGGUGCCACCUGUCAUGACAGAGUUGGAUCGUUUUAUUGUCAGUGUGCUCCUGGAAAAACAGGUUUAUUGUGUCAUUUGGACGAUGCCUGUGCCAGCAAUCCUUGUCAUUCUGGGGCCGAAUGUAACACCAACCCAACAAAUGGUAACUACCUUUGCACCUGUCCGAAUGGCUUUAAGGGAACGGACUGUACAGAAGAUGUCAACGAGUGCCAAGAAGGUUUACCUUGUGAACAUGAUGGAUUGUGUGUUAACACUCCAGGUUCUUUCAUGUGCAAUUGCAGUAAGGGUUUUACUGGGCCCAGGUGUGAGAUUAACAUAAAUGAAUGCGAUUCCAAUCCCUGCCAAAACGAGGGGACUUGUUUGGACGAACGAGGAGGAUUCCGUUGCGUGUGUAUGCCAGGCUAUAGUGGGAUACACUGUGAAACUGAUACUGAUGAAUGUAUGCCAAACCCAUGUUUAAAUGGAGGAAUAUGCAGUGACCUCAUCAAUGGGUUCAAGUGUCUUUGUCAAGUUGGUUUCAAUGGAAAAAAAUGUGAAAUGAAUAUUGAUGAUUGUGUGAGCCAGCCUUGUCAACAUGGUGGAACUUGCCAUGAUGGAGUAGCCAGCUUUGCCUGUGAUUGCCUACCUGGUUUUACUGGAUUUGCUUGCGAGACGAACAUUAACGAUUGUCAGUCUUCUCCUUGUUAUUAUGGAGAGUGUAUAGAUGGUAUUGGAAGGUUCACAUGUAACUGUCAUAGAGGCUAUACAGGUAUUCUGUGCCAGACCCAGAUUAAUGAGUGUAGUAGUAAUCCUUGCCAGCAUGGUGGGCACUGUGAAGAUUUCAUUGAUAGAUAUCAGUGUCGUUGUCGACCAGGCACGACAGGAGCCAACUGUGAACACAAUCUAAAUGAGUGUGCCAGCAACCCAUGUCGCAACAGUGCCUUAUGUGAAGAUGGAAUCAAUUCAUACAGAUGUAUAUGCCAUCCAGGAUUUACAGGAACACACUGUGAAACAAAUAUUGAUGAGUGUGCAAGUCACCCUUGUGCUAAUGGAGGGGUGUGCACAGAUCUUAUCAGUGGUUUCAAAUGUGAUUGCCCACGAGGAUAUUAUGAUGCUCGGUGCCUCUCUGAUGUCAAUGAAUGUGAAAGUAACCCGUGUUUAAAUGGAGGGACAUGCGAGGAUGAAGUAAACAGAUUCAUUUGUCACUGUUCAAAAGGUUAUAGGGGUCAUCGAUGUGAGUUAGAUAUUGACGAAUGCCAGUCUAAUCCAUGCAAACAUGGAGGGAUCUGUCAUGAUAGCCUUGCUUCCUAUACAUGUUCAUGUUUACCUGGCUAUACAGGGAAAAACUGUGGAACUAAUAUUGACGAUUGUGCUUCUAAACCUUGCCAGAACGGUGGAUCAUGCAUCGAUCUAGUCAAUGCUUAUAAAUGUGUUUGUGAAGUGCCUUAUAGUGGUCCUAAUUGUGGAACUGAACUUGAUCCUUGUACUCCAAAUAAGUGUAAAAACAGAGCAAAGUGCACCCCUUCAUCUAAUUAUCUGGAUUUUGCCUGUACUUGUGAACUUGGAUAUACAGGUCGCUUAUGUGACGAAGACAUUAAUGAAUGUGUCAUCUCAUCUCCCUGUCGAAAUGGAGCUACUUGUGUAAAUACAAAUGGGUCAUACAUUUGUAAUUGUGCUAAGGGUUAUGAAGGGCGUGACUGUUUAAUCAAUACUGAUGACUGCAGUUCAUAUCCAUGCCAAAAUGGAGGAUCAUGUCUAGAUGGUAUUGGGGAAUAUACUUGUGUUUGUGUUGAAGGAUUUGGAGGAAAAAAUUGUGAAAUUGACAUAAAUGAGUGUACCAGUGAUCCUUGCCAGAAUGGUGCUACCUGCAAUGAUUAUGUUAACAGUUACACAUGUACAUGUCCACUGGGUUUCAGUGGUACAAACUGUCAAACAAAUGAUGAAGACUGUACUUCAAGUUCUUGUAUGAAUGGUGGAAUUUGUAUUGAUGGAAUCAACACGUACACCUGUCGGUGUUCAGUAGGUUAUACUGGUUCUAACUGCCAGUUCCACAUUAAUGAAUGUGACUCGCACCCUUGUUCUAAUGGAGCCACCUGUAUUGACCACGUGGGUUUUUACACCUGUCACUGCCCUUUUGGAUUCACUGGAAUUCAUUGUGAGACUUUUGUUGAUUGGUGUAGCACUAGUCCUUGUAUGAAUGGUGGUACUUGUAAACAAAGCAAUAACACCUAUCGCUGUACCUGUAGUCCUGGAUGGACAGGAAUGCUGUGUGAUGUGUCUAUGGUCUCUUGUGCUGUUGCUGCUUCUCAGAAAGGUAUUGAAAUUGUAGAACUUUGUGAAAAUGGUGGAACUUGUGAAAAUAUUGGCAAUAGCCAUAGAUGUAUCUGUCGUGAUGGAUUUGAAGGGAGCUACUGUCAACAUGAAAUAAAUGAAUGCACCUCCCAACAAUGUCAGAACAAUGCAACAUGCAAUGAUUUAAUUGGGCAGUACACUUGUGACUGUCAACCUGGUUUUCAAGGUGUGAACUGUGAAUUUAAUAUAGAUGAUUGCGAUCCCAACCCUUGUCUGUUUGGAGGUACAUGUCAUGAUCUGAUCAACAAAUUUGUGUGUUCCUGUCCUCAUGGCACUAUUGGAAUUUUGUGUGAAAUUAAUGUCAAUGAGUGCUUUGAAGGUGCCUGCCAUCAUGGUGGAACAUGUAUUGAUGAAGUUGGGCAUUAUGAGUGUAACUGUCCCCCAGGUUUUGUUGGCCCAAGGUGUGAAGGUGAUGUCAAUGAAUGCCUCUCUAAUCCUUGUACAAGUCCUGGCACCCAGGACUGCAUUCAGUUAAUUAAUGACUAUCGAUGUGAGUGUAAACCUGGAUUUAUGGGUCGUCACUGUGAAAUAAAAGUCAACUUUUGUGCUUCUAACCCAUGUCUUAAUGGAGGAAUAUGUAGUAGUACACAGUUAGGACAUACUUGUGUCUGCCCUGAGGGAUUCUGGGGUGACAACUGUGGGUUGACGAAUACUACUUGUGCUAGUAAGCCAUGUUUAAAUGGAGGUCAGUGCCUUCCAAAACGAGAAGGCUAUACUUGUUUAUGCCCACGAGGUACAACUGGGAAACUGUGUGAGACAAUCAUUGAUGGUGCAUGCCUGUCGCUACUCUGUCAAAAUGAUGCUGCUCCCAUUGAUAGAACAGACUUGAAGAAAAAGUGUGAGUUAAACAAAUGUAAAAAGAAGGCUGGAAAUAGACGCUGUGAUGAGGAGUGCAAUAAUGAUAUGUGUAAUUUUGAUGGUGGAGACUGCUCUCUAAGAACAAAUCCAUGGCUUAAGUGUGUUGCAACCAUUAGUUGUUGGAAUGUUUUCCGCAAUGGAGAGUGUAAUGCUGAGUGCAAUAAUGCAGAUUGUCUCUUUGAUGGCUUUGAUUGCAUUCAAGAACUACCAUCUUGCAAUGAAAUGUAUGAUUCAUACUGUCUCCUUAAUUAUGGAAAUGGUUACUGUGACUAUGGAUGCAACAAUGAGGAGUGCAACUGGGAUGGUCUUGAUUGUGAGACAGAUUCUCCACAAUUAGCUGAUGGAACGCUCACCUUCAUUCUUCUCAUUGAUUUUAUGGUAGGUGAAAUACUACACUAG
Messenger RNA from Limulus polyphemus (Atlantic horseshoe crab), 4812 nucleotides. RefSeq names its product neurogenic locus Notch protein-like. The record is from RefSeq and is a predicted model, not a curated record. Gene Ontology annotation, molecular function: calcium ion binding. NCBI's taxonomy places the organism in Eukaryota, Metazoa, Arthropoda, Merostomata, Xiphosura, Limulidae. The coding region runs from base 172 to 4812 and encodes 1546 amino acids. The transcript is spliced from 24 exons.